Neopsephotus bourkii (Bourke's parrot) is the source of this 1461-nucleotide messenger RNA. RefSeq names its product ciliogenesis and planar polarity effector 1-like. Gene Ontology annotation, biological process: cilium assembly. The transcript has 9 exons. The coding region runs from base 60 to 1439 and encodes 459 amino acids. Gene Ontology annotation, cellular component: ciliary transition zone. NCBI's taxonomy places the organism in Eukaryota, Metazoa, Chordata, Aves, Psittaciformes, Psittacidae. The record is from RefSeq and is a predicted model, not a curated record.
UACGUGAAAAUGCCACUGUUUGCUUUUCUUUGUAGUGGCUACCUAGAAGUUUAAUAAGAAUGGAGUUUAAGCUAGAUGUACUCAUCUCUACAGCUAUAAAGCAAAGAAAGCCAUGGCCCCGCAUCUCAUGGAUUGGACAGGAAAAAGAGGCUGUUUUUCUUCUAGAUGAUAAACGUAUAAAUGAAAUUAACCUGGCAUCGGGGAAGACAAAGAAGAAAAUCCCUCACUUGCAGUCAUUGCUGAAAAAUGUAGUUGUUUUAACAACAUCAAGAAAUGGUGCUUGGUUGGCAGGAAUACUUUCAAGAGGAGAUCUGUUUCUUUGGAAUAAAGAUCAGGACUGCUUGAAAAUUGUGCCAGCAGUUGAAGAGUCUAGGAAAGUAGUUUCAUCAGCACAAGAGUGUUUAAUGAGAUUGUACUUGUAUGUGUCCGGAGAUGGCAGAAAAGCACUGUUAACUACUCCUACAGCAUGUGCUUUUUUAUGGGAAAGCACAGAACAUGAAAAUACAUCCUCUUGUAAAAAUUCUUCUCCUGGGCGCUGGACACAGAUUUUGCCUGAUGAAUCAGUCAUGUUGCCUUCUGCUGAAGAAAAAGAAAUUGGAGUGCAUGCUGCUUUCAUACAAAAUGAGAUUCUUGGUGAUUGCUGUUUGUGCUCAUUUGUAUUCUACUCUGGAGAACAUCUGGUACUCACAUUUUUAAUUAUUCGAUGGCAUGAAAAUAGCUUUAAAUAUGUUAGUUCUUUGCCAUACCAGGUACACUGGGUACAACAGGCAUGUUCGCUUCUUAAUAUGGUUCCUCAGUGUGUGUCUGUAAAGUCAAGAGGAGCUUUGCUGUGUGCGUUUGCAAGAGAUGGACUUCUACUUGCAGUAGCUGUUAAUCAAACUGAUCCAAAGGCAACUCAGAUUUUGUUUUUAAACACGUUGAAUUUUGUAACUGUUUCGGGUAGCCUUAAAGGUUGUAGUAGCAAGAACAGCACAGUUCCAGCCAAGUUCAUCAGGUCUUACUGGGUUGGCGAUAUGAGUUGGACUCCUGAUAGCCUUUUCUUGGCUUGCAUGUUAAAACGUGGAUCUUUGAUUUUAUUGACAUGCAUGGGUGAAUUGCUGACCUUGAUUACUUCUGGCUGCUCUUUAGAGUUCGGACCAGCAGAGUUUAUUUCAUUUCAUCCACUAAUAACAUACAGACAGCAACACUCUUUUUAUCAAGACUCUAGCCAGUCUGUUGGUUCUUCAGCUUCUGAAAAUGACUUUAUCAGACAGAGAUUUUCGGUUUCUUCACAUUCAAGAUUACCCUACCUCAUUGUCUCUGAUGGAUACAUGAUAACAGUGGUUAGAUUUCCUAACAACCUUUCACCAUCAGGAUUCAUAAGAACUCUUUUGCUUGAUUCAACCCAACGGCUUGAAAAUAUCAGUUCAAAUUUGCUGAACUCCAAGGUAGGGUCAUGAAUUAUUUUGAGGAUUUUAUGCA